Molecule: messenger RNA, 2452 nt
Organism: Cherax quadricarinatus
Lineage: Eukaryota; Metazoa; Arthropoda; Malacostraca; Decapoda; Parastacidae
Source: RefSeq, a predicted model, not a curated record
ACCACCAGUUACUACCUAACCUUCAUACAGAGUGUUGCUCUGCUCUCCUCUCACACCCACAUCACUGAGAUACUUGUCUCUUUGUUCUUUUAGUAAGGUGUAGAUCAGUGCAUGUUAGAUACACACUCCACAAGCUCAGAUACAUCCACCAGCCAUCAUAAUGUUUAAUAAUGUGUGUAGAGCACAUGUCUGCCGGGGAAAUGUGCCAGUGUGUCAGUGAAGGUUUACUUCACAGGUCGGAAGUAAACCUCGUCUGCUGAAUUAUUCCAGUUUACAUCAAUUUUUGAUGGGGUUUAAGGAAUCUGACAUUACAUUAUAGACGCUUAGUACAACCGUAUGAUGUUUCUAAGGAAGGUGUUGACAUAUUUUAGACGCCAGUGUUUGAGUGUUUGAGGGAAGUGUAGAAUAUUGUGUUGUGGCCACCAAUGUCCCACAAGCAAAAUUCAUUAUUAAUUUGUGAGUGAAGAAUGCAAGAGACGACGUACUAGCGGGGUGCAGUGCGUCAUGACCACCCCGAUAUACCGACUCCUCCCAGCACUGACCGCUUGGUGGGUGUCUGUGGGGUUGGUAUGGGCGGGCUAUGAUGAAUAUAUGACCUGUGGAAGUGGCAAUGAACGAUAUGGCAGACAGUACCACCACUUCCCUGAACUUCCUUGUGAUAUUAGCAAGAACAGCUGGUGUGAAAGUGCUGGCACCCAGUACCCAUGGGGUGCUGUCCGCCGUUUUGUUUACGAAAAUCAAGGUCUGAUGAAGCGUAUGUAUGGUAAUCAACGCCACUACAACGUGCUGAGGGCUGAAGUACUCAAUGAGUUGUAUGAGGAUAUGUUUGAUGAAAUGCCCAAGCGACACCACCAGUAUCAACACUCUACACCACCUAACACUAGAUCAGCUAGAUACCAAAAUCCUUCAAAUUCAAAUAGCUUCAACUCGGAGAGCUCCAAUUCGGCUAAAAAACGAAAUCAGCUUGAUGCUCGAGCAAUGAAAGUGACCAUGGAGCCUGAUUAUGUUGGUUUACAACAAGCCCCCACUACUGAUAGGUCAAAAUCCCAAUCUAAAGCUUCUAAAACACGAACAAAAGGGACACCUGUUAGAACAAACACCAGGCUGAAGGAGUCGACUAGAACCCCCACUGUCACAGGAGAGAGCACCAAAACUACUUCUAAGGGGACUACAAGUUACCCUCCAACUACAAUUACAGAGGAUGUACUAACCACAUCACAUACCCAGUGGGUUGAAGGUACAGAUGAUACAGGAGAAUAUCUGUCUUUUGUUGAGGAAAAAAAUCUACCCACAGUCUUUCCUCCUGAACAAAGAGAAGGAGCUGAUGCACUUGAUGCAGACUUAUGGACAACACUUUCAGAUUCCUCUACGGAUAUUUCAGACUCGUUGUAUUCAACCCCAUACAGCAAUCUUGGGUCAUCGGAGACUUACAGCAGUUAUACUUCUGUACCUGAGAUAUCUACUGUGGAGCCCCUUACUACACGUUCAGACAUGCUUUUUGAGGACCUUGAAAAUGCUGAUGGCCAGUUCAGUGAAGGUUUCAUAUCCACUCCACUGGACGAGGAUGAUCUGACUACACUGAAAACCAGGAGAGGCCCAGAAAUGAAAGUCGGCAGUGAUGCGGCAGAUUACUCAAAAGAUGAGAUUGAUCUUGGGAUUGAGGCGGCAAUCAGUGAAGAUAAAGAUGUUAGUGGAAAACUUAAAGAAGUGGCAGUAGGUGCAAUGGACCCAGAAGUGAUAACAGAGAGUGGAAAUUUGAAAGUGGAAUUACGUGAGCAGGUUGUUACGAAUUUACAUACAUAUAUUUUUUACAGUGAUUGGUUCAGAUUCCCAUCAUGCUGUGUAUGCAAGUGUUAUGAUUUACCUCAAGAUCUGUUCAUGUCUAAUCAUAGACGACCACGAAUCAAUCAGGAUGAUGAUGAUGAAGAAUUUGAGGAUUACUUUGAUGAUAUUGAAUCAGAGGAGGAGGAGGAGGAGGAGGAGGAAGUGGUGGCAGCAGCAUCAGCGGCAAUACCAACAGUGGCAAUACCGGCAAUGGCUGACUUUGCAGAUGAGCGAAAACAGCUUCCUGUCAAAACAAAUCCACCCCUGGCGAACAUUCCUCCUCAACGCCGCCCACGGCUGCCCCCUCGCCCCCACUCACACGUGUCUGCACCAAGUCUCAGUCUUGUUCCUCCACCACCUUCAUCAUCACUGCCAUCUCAAAAUAUCUUGCCUCUCGCUUCUUCCGGUUCAUUGAACCAGAGAGCUAGAUUAAUUACGCCCACAGAAUCACCUGAGGUGUCUACUUUAGGUACUGUAGAUGUUGCAACUCCCCACUAUUAUUUCAACAUUUCAAAUUAUGCUCGCAUCUUGUUUUCAAAAGGUCAUCCAGUACCACUUUCACGAAUACCGAGAAGUCCAGAGGAGUAAAAUUUUAUAUUAAUAAAUUUGUAUGUCAGGUGGAAUAACU